Messenger RNA from Fusarium verticillioides 7600, 546 nucleotides. RefSeq lists its product as hypothetical. Gene Ontology annotation, molecular function: bis(5'-nucleosyl)-tetraphosphatase (asymmetrical) activity. Lineage: Eukaryota; Fungi; Ascomycota; Sordariomycetes; Hypocreales; Nectriaceae. Gene Ontology annotation, biological process: AMP biosynthetic process; ATP biosynthetic process. The record is from RefSeq and is a predicted model, not a curated record. The transcript has a single exon. Bases 1 to 546 code for a protein of 181 amino acids.
AUGACCACCUCACGAUUCGAGACAGAGAGCUUUACUGCAGAUCACCUCGUGGAAAGCGCAGGAACUGUGUUAUUCCGCCUCUCGACGCGUGAGAUCUGCAUUAUACGCCAUUUGCAGCGUAAUGAGUAUCUUCUACCCAAGGGUCGCCGCAACCUACACGAGUCGAGGCAAGCCACAGCGAUUCGCGAGACCACGGAAGAAACUGGUAUUCCGUGUCGCUUGUUGCCCCUCAAUAUGCUUUCACGGGUGUGUCCCCCUGAUGCAGGAAGCGAGGAUGUGUCCGAUGAGGCACGCUUCUUCGAGGGUGCGUGCGAGCCCAUUCUUGUACAAGCCCGACGAUGGGUUGGGCAGAGGGAGAGGGAGAUGAAGCUUAUUUGGUGGUUUGUGGCCGUUGUUGAUGAAGAGAGGCCCGCUGGGCCGCAUGAGGACAAGUUUGGCGUGGAAUUCCUUAGUUACGAUGCAGCAUUGGAGAGGCUGACGUUCAAGGAUGACCGUGACCUGGUCGGGAGGGCGAUUGACCUGGUGAAGUCGACUUUGGCUUCUUAA